Molecule: messenger RNA, 3972 nt
Organism: Clarias gariepinus (North African catfish)
Lineage: Eukaryota; Metazoa; Chordata; Actinopteri; Siluriformes; Clariidae
Product: proteinase-activated receptor 3-like
Exons: 1
Coding region: 124-1050 (308 amino acids)
Biological process (GO): positive regulation of Rho protein signal transduction; phospholipase C-activating G protein-coupled receptor signaling pathway
Cellular component (GO): membrane
Molecular function (GO): G protein-coupled receptor activity
Source: RefSeq, a predicted model, not a curated record
UGCUGUAGAACACCAAAUGCAAUAAUAUUUUGGAUGCUUUUAUAACACAUAUGUAUUGUACGUCUUUCAUUUCAGUUUUCUUGUAAGAAGACUCUGGUUUGGAUCAGCACCAGUUAUUGAGCUAUGGAGAUGCAUUAUCACAUCAAUAGCUCCUUGUUCAGUAAACCUGGUUCUGUGGACAACAAGACGGUGUACGAGAUAUGCAGCCACAUUCCAGAGGUCAUCAUUUUCUACAUAGGCAUGCAGAUUUGUAACAUGGUCGUGGGGCUCCCGGCAAACCUCAUGGUCCUGUGGCUGAUCCGCCACAACAAAAGAGACACGUCCACAUCAGACAUCUUCAUCUGGCAUCUGGCUGUGCUGGACAUCUUCUUCUGCCUUAUAACUCCACUGGAGAUUGCCAACCUGCUGUACCUGACCACCAGCAGCACCUGGUAUGUGCUGCGCUUCUUUUACGGCGUCAAAGACCUUUCGGCACUCUUCCUGGCCUGCAUCGCUCUGGACCGUUACAUGGCCGUGCGCCAUCCAAUUAUUUUUUCCAAGCUGAAGGACCGGCCCCAUCGUCCUGUUUGUGCCAUUGUUAUGUGGUUCGUCAUUUUGGUGCACGGCAUACUAAAGUGUCUGAACACCAUCCCCAACUUUGAUAAAGUAUUCACGGUCAUGAUCCUGGCCACAUUUGCAUUCAUGGUUUUCUUCAACAUCUCCAUCCUGUGCGCCCUGCGCCAAUCCGGUCCAGGCAGGGACGACAUGCAUCCGGUCAAGAAAAGAGCUUUUAAGAUGGUGCUCAUUAUUUUAGCUAUCAUAGUCUUUAACUACUUACCUCCCGUAGCGCUCUUCCCAUUUAAGGCGUAUUUCGCUCCAGAUAAGUUUAAAUGUUAUGUCCAUUACAUAGCUUUUGGCUUCCUGAACAUCAGCAGCAGCAUUCAGCCUGUCUUGUACCUGUCGAAUAAGAAACCACAAUGUCCAGGGUGGUGUAGUGAGUGCUGCAGCACUAAAGAGAAAGAGACUAUAACAACAAAUGAGUUAUCUACAGUGUGCACUACUUAUAAAUAGAUGGUUCAAGGGAGGGAAAAAACAAUGACAUUCCACAUUUGAGUACAAGUUUUACAUAUUCCACAACCAAAAACUUGUGAAGAUACAUUAUAGUUUCAACUUGAUGUAAAUCCUAUUUGAUAAGAAAAGGUAUGAAUUCUUAAGUAAACAAAUAAUUCAAUGUCUUAGACUGUGUAAAAAGAACCGGGCGAUCUCUCCAUGACGUCACCCAUAGGUUUUCUGAAUUGUGGUUUUAAAGCUCAGUUCAGAAGCUCUGAUCGUCACCAGCUUGGCAGGAGCAGACUCCGCCUAACCCCGGGUAAUUCAAACAACAGGCAUAUGGGAGCCUGGCUGUUGGUUGAAACAUGUCUACGUUGGUACCUACUAGCAGUAACCACAGGUUGGCUAGAUUAACUUUAUCGUAGCUAAAUGCUUAGGUGGCUUGUGUGGUAAUUUAUAUGCUAAUGUUAUUUUGCAUUAGAUUGAACUCCGUUAUCUAUACCCUGUACAGCAUCCUGUGUCUACUCCUACAUUUCUCGUGGUAAGAUAAAGUAUAAUAAUCUGAUUAGCUAAAGUGAUGCAUAGCAGACAGUUUAAUACCUGUAUUACAGCUGUCACUUAAACUGGCCAAGCCCCAAUUUUAUGACUUAACUGAUGAGUUGCAUAGAAAUUUGGCGCUAUGGAGAUGACUCUGAGUCAUUUUUAAAGCCAAGUGAGGAACUGCAUGUUCCUCUCCUUCCUGCGUUGGACUCUUUUUUUUUUUUUUCUUUAGAACCGGAGCCCGACCAGUUAUCAUAAAUGGCAAAAAAAACCCACAAAAAAGUGAUUCACUGAAGUCAUGUAAAGAUGUUACGACAUGUCAAUGAUGUUCUCAUACAGAAAAAAAUGGGAGUAAAGGACAAGGAUUACUUUGUAAAUAUAAACAAUGAUGUAAAAAAUGAGUCAUAAAUAAAAAGUCACAUAUGAAAGUACAUAACCAUGAAACCAAACAUCAGAACUCUUGUUGUUUGUUUUAUAUAAAUAUAUAAAACAUUUUAUGGUUUUUAACAUUGGUUAGCAAGUACACCAUUAAAAAUAAACAUUUAAGGAAACAAUUUUUGGUUUCCAAAAGAACCUUUUAGUUUAGGGUCAUGAUUGUUUUUGUUGUUGCAGUAACAGACUGAAUACUUAUUUGUACCACAAAACCUUUCUAUUUUAUUUUAUUUUUUUACUCCCAUAUCAUUUAUGGGAGAUUUUUUUUCUAUGAAGAACAAAAUGUUAGAUAUCAAUCAAAAAGUAUUUUGAAGAACUUCUUAGUGGUGACUGUUAAGACCAAAAAUAUCAUAUCACAUUGCUGUGGCUUUACAUGUUGUGCCGUUACAUAGCAUUACAUUUUUAAACCUAGUUUGCGAGAAACUAUAACCAACACAGGAUUUGUCGUGAUAUAUGUUUGAAACCAAUCAAAGACUUCAUUGUUGAUUCAUUUCCUUUUACAGCCAUACAUGCCCAUGCUUUCACCAUAUUUGACAGAUGAUGCAGCAUGCUUUGGAUCUUGAGCUCUUCCUUUCAUGUUCCAUUUUUUUUCUCUUAAUUUUUUUAACUGGCCUUUUUGUUCUGGACUGUUAUUGAUUUGUGUAAAGGAGGGGAUUCAGUGAAUGCAUGACUGUGGCAGAAGCAUUUUACUAUGUAUCAUACUGUGUAUGGUUGUAUAUAUGUGACACAUAAAAUUUGAAUUUGACCUUUUCCAGAGUGUUCCUGACUUGACUUGAUAUUUUAAAGGCAAACUUUCCGCUCCCUCUAUGAUUAACCAGUGUGUUUUUCCUCCUGAUGAUCGCCUCAUUUGUUUUUUGUUUUUGUUGUUGUUUUUUUUACAUCGUAUCAUUUAUGGUAGAUUUUUUUUCUAUGCGUAAGCAAUAACAAAAUGUAUUAUUGUAUAUUAUUAAUGUAUACUAUAUAAAUAUAUAUUAUAGGAAAAUAUAGUUUUGGUGAAAGGUUGGUGUAAUUUCCAAAGCACACUUAUUUAAACUUUGUUUUUCAAUUUAUUUUUGGCAUAUUUUUAAAAGAAAUAUAUAUAUGCUCAAAAUAAUCAUUGUAGAAAUGUACAGAAAGUAUACAUUAGAAUACAGAUUUGAAUAUACAGUAGUCUCAGUAUAUUUUAAGAUAAAUUUGAAUGUACUUAUUCAUACAAAUUGUACUUAUUUAUACACUUGCGCGCAUGCUUUCAGACUCGUUUUUGCAUGCUGAAUCUCUCUCGCGCGCAAACUCACUUUUGCAUGCUCAAGAUCAAAUUUAUGUGUCUCUUCUGUGCGCGCUCAGUAUCAUAAAGCUGCUGUACACUUGCACGAAUUGCAGCAGCGUUAUAACUUAUAAUAGUCUGGAGUAGGGGCAACAGCAGCCAAUCAGAAACCGGAGGCGGGCAGAUUCAGCAGUCGUUUUCUCAUAUCAUUAUUAUUUUAGUUUUAUUGGUAUAAGGAAUUUCAUGUUUUUUGUUAGGUGGUUGGUAGUUAAGUACAUAGUUUAAACUAUAGAAUGUAUUGUAUAAUGUGUUAUUGCUAAAUCUUAUGUACGUUGCUACUAGUAUAAUGUUCUGUAGCUCUCGGCCUGUUUUCAGUCUUUGUGUAACAGCUAGAAUCAACACACCAGGUUUAAACUCAUACUGUAUAUUCUAAUACUAAUGUCUGUCUUGGUUCAGACAAAAGUUAAUUUUUUUUGUUUGUUAGACUACCUGACGUUUUUUUUGAACACAAAUAAACUAUAGUACGGCUUUUUUUUGUAACCUUGUGCGAAUUAAAUCUGUUAAACUCAGGAACAAAAUCUGCCUCGUAAUAACUGAUGUAAUGUGUCAAAAACAUGUUAUACAGUAAUGUAGUAAAUGCAUUCAGCCUUUGUAAAUGAUCCUAAAUAUCUUUAGUGUACUGGUAAUACAUUUGCAAUGCAGUAUUAUAGAAUGCAAUGUAUAAUAUA